CCUGGACUCAUAUCCUCCUGUCCCUCUCCUCACCCUCUGUAGCAUGAUAUACUACAGUACCCAUAAUGCUCUGUAUUCUGUAUCCGGUUUGAUCUAACUAAACACGUUCCUAAAGCUAACACUAUGGUGUCCCGCCUCCUUAUUAUUUCAAUACAGCCUAUUCCCCCCCCUUCUUCUUCUUCUUCUUCUUCUCUCACCUCCCUCCAUCCAGAUAUGAUCCUCUCCCUAGCUGCAGCUAUGAGCAGCGGCGGCAUCCCCCAGAACACGACUUCCUCCUCGCCCUUUGACCCCUCGCCCCUGGACCCCUGGCUUGACCCCUACCCUGACCCCUACCCUGACCUCCCCGGGGUUAACGCCUCCUCCUCCGACGUCCCCGGCCGCACCUAUACCUCCGACCUUGACUUACGACCUCUGACCUCACAACAGGAUGUUAGCCCAUGGGAUGUGGCGUUAUGUGUCACGGGUACACUCAUCGCCUGCGAGAACGCUCUGGUCAUCGCCGUCCUCUUCUACACGCCGACCCUCAGAGCGCCGAUGUUCAUCCUGAUUGGCUCGCUGGCGUUCGCCGACCUCCUGGCGGGUCUCGGUCUCAUCCUGAACUUCGUGUUCACCUAUCUUGUCGAGGGAGAGGUCGUGACCUUGGUUGCCACAGGGAUACUCAUUGCGGCAUUCUCGGCAUCCAUCUUGAAUAUCUUGGCGAUCACCGUGGACAGGUACCUGUCGCUGUACAACGCGCUGACCUACCACACGGAGCGGACUGUCCUCUUCACAUACCUGGUGGUAGGGGUCAUCUGGUUGGUGUGUCUGGUUCUCGGCGUCCUCCCCGCGCUCGGGUGGAACUGCCUAGACGACCAAUCAACGUGCUCAGUCUGUCGACCCGUCACCAAAUCCAACGCCGUCGCCCUCGCUGUCUUCUUCCUACUGGUUUUCGCGUUGAUGAUGCAACUCUACCUGCAGAUCUGUCGGAUCGCGUUCCGUCACGCUCAGCAAAUCGCCGUCCAGCAUCAGUUCCUCGCCAUGUCCACGACCAAAGGAGUCCAGACGCUCUCCGUGAUUCUCGGCACCUUCGCCACGUGUUGGCUGCCGUUUGCUAUGUAUUCUAUAGUGGCGGAUUCAAGCUAUCCUAUCAUAUACACAUACUCUACGGUGCUGCUGGCGGCGUGUAAUUCAGUCAUAAAUCCUGUUAUAUAUGCGUUCAGGAACCCGGAUAUACAGAAGGGGCUCUGGUUGGCGUGUUGUGGGUGUGUCCCGUCAAAUCUGAGCCUGAGACCUCGAGCCAGGACAUCCAGUGAUGUAUAGGGAAGCAUUGUUCAUGGCUACGACCGCUCCAACCUCUCCCUCCGGCCCUGGACCUGGCAAUGUCUAGGGAGGGGGUGUAGCGACGUAUAUAGAAGGGGUGCAGGAUGAUGCCGGUAUUGGAGGAGGUGUGGGUGUACGCCUUCCAACCUAGCUCUGUGACCCAGGGCCUCCAGCAAAGUUGGACAUCCAGAAGAGAAUGUGGUGGUGAGAUCAAGGGACAUGGUGAUGACCCCCCCCUAGGAUCGCCAGUGAGGGGGUAAGGUUUAGGGAGAGGACUCAGUGAGGUCAAAGGGGACCCUAAGGCAAGAGGGAGGGUGUGGGGUGGUGACCUGGCAAUGUAACCCCCUUCCCAUCCUUCUCCAGGGUCUAGAUCAGAGUUGCAGGGGCGGAUGCGGCUCUCCUUCAUCAAAGGAUGAGGGGCCAUGGACUGGACUGAGAAAGUUUGGGAUGGUUUGCCCUGGGCCUAGGCUAUACUGUAACCCAAUGGAUAGAGUUGGUGGUUCCGAACUGUGUGGGGCUCAGGUUAAAUGCUUUACAAUGCCACUUCAGUGGGGGAUCAUAGGCCUCUAAAAGGCUACUCGUUCAGAGGGUGAGCACGAGUAGUACAGCCUAAGGAGUUGCCUCGAUGGAAGAUGAGCUGGAACUUACUGUUGAGCUAACUUGCUUAUGAUGAGCUAACUUGCUUAUGAUGAGCUAACUUGCUUAUGAUGAGCUAACUUGCUUAAUGAUGAGCUAACUUGCUUAUGAUGAGCUAACUUGCUUAUGAUGAGCUAACUUGCUUAUGAUGAGCUAACUUGCUUAUGAUGAGCUAACUUGCUUAUGAUGAGCUAACUUGCUUAUGAUGAGCUAACUUGCUUACUGAUGAGCUAACUUGCUUGUGAUGAGCUACCUUGCUAAUGAUGAGCUAACUUGCUUAUGAUGAGCUAACUAGCCAACAAUGUUGAUGUGUGUUAGGUGGGAAUGCUAAGAAUUUGAGGUUUCAUUCAAAACCUUAGAAACUAUCAUGCCACAAUGAUCUUGUUGCUGAUGAUGACUAAAGCUCUUGGAUAAAACACAAGUGUAUAACACAUAACAGACAGACAGACACGCAAAGCCAAUAUGAAGUCUGAUUCAUUGUUACCCUUGGAGAAGAAACAUACCGUUUUUUGAAAAGCCCACAAGCCCCAAAAGGUUUCCCUGUUAUCACCAAUGCUAUAAACCUCCCAAUUUUUAUAUAUAUUUUUUUACAGCUGCUAAGCAAUGUAUGUUGCCGGCCUACAGUCAUGAGGUAUAGAAAUGCAAUUACAGUCAAGUCAUCGUUCUAGUAAUUCUAGAAACACACCGGGUUCUAGCUAAAACCGUUUCAGCACCACAGACAGCAAAACAUAGCGUCAAGACAUUGCCAAUGUGCAUCAAAAGCUCAUUUCAGCACCAGCGAGCUGAUGCUUGUAGUCCCUACUUGAUUCUGCUCUAUGGUCAGUUUUUGCAUUCUCCCCCUUACUGGUUAAUUUAACCAAUUUGGGAAGUGAAAUCUGAUUCUCGAUCUGUGACUAAGGUCAAGGGAAAUUCUAUCCGGAGCCAGCUAACCAGACAGUCGUUUUAACACUUCUCACUGGUUGUACGGUUGAAUAAUUCAUUAGAAAACAGGCCUGGUGUGGAGAGAAGGAGAAAAACUCACAGGGCUGUGUUAUCUUUCCAGACAGAGCGAGAGGUGACAAAACGUGUGUCACAGCCAGGGCUCAUGUUCGCAGGGCCUUUGGCGGAGUUUCAAUCACUUUGUGGUGCGGUGGGUUCUAACCAUUCUAGUUCUAACUAAUGGUUCUAAAUGACGUGGUGGGUUCUAACCAUUCUAGUUCUAACUAAUGGUUCUAAAUGACGCGGUGGGUUCUAACCAUUCUAGUUCUAACUAAUGGUUCUAAAUGACGCGGUGGGUUCUAACCAUUCUAGUUCUAACUAAUGGUUCUAAAUGACGUGGUGGGUUCUAACCAUUCUAGUUCUAACUAAUGGUUCUAAAUGACGCGGUGGGUUCUAACCAUUCUAGUUCUAACUAAUGGUUCUAAAUGACGCGGUGGGUUCUAACCAUUCUAGUUCUAACUAAUGGUUCUAAAUGACGCGGUGGGUUCUAACCAUUCUAGUUCUAACUAAUGGUUCUAAAUGACGCGGUGGGUUCUAACCAUUCUAGUUCUAACUAAUGGUUCUAAAUGACGCGGUGGGUUCUAACCAUUCUAGUUCUAACUAAUGGUUCUAAAUGACGCGGUGGGUUCUAACCAUUCUAGUUCUAACUAAUGGUUCUAAAUGACGCGGUGGGUUCUAACCAUUCUAAUUCUAACUAAUGGUUCUAAAUGACGUGGUGGGUUCUAACCAUUCUAGUUCUAACUAAUGGUUCUAAAUGACCCGGUGGGUUCUAACCAAGUGACAGCAGAGGGAGUCUGUCAUAUCUGACUAGUAUCCUUUUAGAAUGAUCAUAGGUUGAAAGUAUUGUGUGACAGGCUAUCACAACAAUUAAUAAGUCUAUACAUCGCAAUUCGAUAUCAUUUGAUAUCAUUAACGGGACUUGAAAUAAAAUGUCAACUGGGCCUAUUGAUUAUGUACACAUGGGUUUACAAGUAUUGAUUUAGGCAGACAAGUUAAAUGAUAACGAUUGAUCAACCCACGUCUGAAAACCGGCAAUGUAAACAGCAUAUUGACUACUCUUCAUGUCAGGUGAAGUGAACAUGGAUCCAAAUCCAAUAGGGUUCUAUUGAUUAGCUGCCGAUGCAUGGACAAUAGGCAACAGCAGCACAACAGAACAGAAUGCAGGACCAGACUGGGACCAGAAAUUAGCCCUGGCAUUUCUAACAAACCUGUCCAUUUAUUUACUUGAACAAUAUUAGCCAGAUAAUGAUCAUUUUGCUAUUAAAAACCGAAGUUAGACAGUCCCACGGGCUAAAAAUGGACCAGUCUGCCCCUGAUGGAAUGUAAAACACAAAACCACACUCUAUGGGGUUUUAUCUAAAUGAUUAUAUUGGCCAAUAUACCCCUCAUUUUCCCUCUCUCUCAAUGCUGUCUGUCUCAACACACGCUCCACACCACACGCCCCCUCUCUGUAUCUCUGAACGUCUGCAAGAGAGGAGCCGACGCGUCUUAGCCUCAGCCGGAUCAACGGUGCGGUGGAUUAAUGAGGUUUUACAAGGUGAGCCGAGCAGCGGUGGCAUGAAAUGAGGCACCAGGCGCAGUAGGGUAAUGCAACCCACACACACACACACACACACACAGUAGGGUAAUGCAACCCACACACACACACACACACAGUAGGGUAAUGCAACCUACGGUUUCAUUCUCCCACAGAUAGACACACACACACACACACACACAGACGGAGAGAUUAUAAUGAGGUUAGUUUCUCCCUGAAAGGGAAGCUUGUAGUGAACUGAUGUACAAAGGCUCCAAUGACAGAGUUAGUUGUGGUACAAUGAGCAUACUUUAGGUUAGUUCUUCAUCCUAAUGGCACGGCUUCCAUUUCCUUGUCCCCGUUCCUUGUCUCCUUUCCUACACGACCUCUGAUGGUUGAGAGACACUGACUGGAUACGUGGUUAGUAAGGAAAGGAGAUGAGGAGAGGAUGCAAAAUUAGACUAUUAGGAUGAAGCCCACAAACUGAACAGAAACUAGAGAUUUUAUAGUACUGUCUUAAAAAUAAUCAUAAUCAUGCUUGUUUGCUCUCAAUUCUGCAACUGUAUCCACUGUUUAGUACAAACAUCAACAGCAACACACCAACAAUGGUAAAAUACUACUGUGGAGAAGUGCCCGGUGAUGUACCAGUCAUGGAGAUAGUGGGCUGUGUUGGGAAACAGGGACAGUAAUAGGGCUUGGUGUUUCAAUGGACAAUUAGUAAAAAAAAAAAAACGAAGAACAAACUAUAACAGGCAACUCUCAAAAUGGAGCACAGGACUAGACAUUAACUUACUGGACGUUAACUUACUGGACGUUAUUAACUUACUGGACGUUAUUAACUUACUGGACGUUAUUAACUUACUGGACGUUAACUUACUGGACAUUAUUAACUUACUGGAUGUUAACUUACUGGACGUUAACUUACUGGACAUGAACUUACUGGACGUUAACUUACUGGACAAUAACUUACUGGACGUUAUUAACUUACUGGGCAUGAACUUAUUGGACAAUAACUUACUGGACAUUAUUAACUUACUGGACGUUAACUUACUGGACGUUAACUUACUGGACAUGAACUUACUGGACGUUAUUAACUUACUGGACGUUAACUUACUGGACGUUAACUUACUGGACGUUAACUUACUGGACAUGAACUUACUGGACGUUAAAUUACUGGACAUGAA
This is a messenger RNA of Oncorhynchus tshawytscha (Chinook salmon), 5613 nucleotides long. Its product is annotated as G-protein coupled receptor 12-like. Gene Ontology annotation, biological process: G protein-coupled receptor signaling pathway. The transcript has 3 exons. NCBI's taxonomy places the organism in Eukaryota, Metazoa, Chordata, Actinopteri, Salmoniformes, Salmonidae. Gene Ontology annotation, cellular component: membrane. The record is from RefSeq and is a predicted model, not a curated record. Gene Ontology annotation, molecular function: G protein-coupled receptor activity. The coding region runs from base 124 to 1299 and encodes 391 amino acids.